Molecule: messenger RNA, 124 nt
Organism: Cetraspora pellucida
Lineage: Eukaryota; Fungi; Glomeromycota; Glomeromycetes; Diversisporales; Gigasporaceae
Source: the annotation of a GenBank genome assembly
AAUUUGGACUAAGCGCCUAUGUCCAAUCAAAAAAUAUGGACAAUAUGGACAUAGUCCAUAUUUGUUCAUGUCUAAUGGUCCAUAUUGUCCAUGUCCAUAUUUGGCUAACACUGAAUUUUAUUAA